Messenger RNA from Ogataea parapolymorpha DL-1, 777 nucleotides. RefSeq lists its product as uncharacterized. The record is from RefSeq and is a predicted model, not a curated record. The coding region runs from base 1 to 777 and encodes 258 amino acids. NCBI's taxonomy places the organism in Eukaryota, Fungi, Ascomycota, Pichiomycetes, Pichiales, Pichiaceae. Gene Ontology annotation, molecular function: NAD(P)H dehydrogenase (quinone) activity; FMN binding. The transcript has a single exon.
AUGGCCAAGUUUGCGAUCAUCACGUACUCCACAUACGGCCACAUCACCACACUGGCCAAAGAAGUUGCCAAGGGUAUCGAGGCCGCUGGUGCUGAAGCAGAGGUGUUCAGAGUCCCAGAGACUUUACCCAAAGAUGUGCUCGAGCUAAUCCAUGCCCCUGAAAAACCGGACGACAUCCCUGAAAUCAAGGCUGAGGAUCUCACCAAGUAUGAUGGUUUUGUUUUUGGAUUCCCAACCAGAUACGGCGCAGCUCCUUCGCAAAUCACCUCCUUGUUCGACUCCACCGGUGCCUUGUGGGCCACCGGUGCUCUGUACCAUAAGCCAGCCGGAUUCUUCACCUCCACCGGUACUGGUGGAGGCAAGGAGACGACCAUCAGAAACACAUUGAGUUUCCUGUCUCACCACGGUAUGAUCUACGUGCCAUUGGGCUACGCCAAAGCCUUCCCAGAGAUUACCAAUGUGGAAGAGGUCCAAGGAAGCUCGCCUUGGGGUGCCGGUACCGUUGCUGGUAGUGAUGGCAGCAGGGUACCAACUGCACUGGAGUUGAAGACAGCCUACAUACAGGGUCAGGAAUUUGCAGAGGUUGCCACCAAACUCGCUGCUCCACUUAAGACUGGUGCUACGGAGGUGUCCGCACCAGCAGGCGAGACCUCCGCAUCUGCUCCUGCUGAGGAAAAGAAAGCAUCGGCCACUGAGUCUGAAGACGCUAAAAAGCCAGAGACCAGUGCCUCUGCCGCAAAGUCGAGCGAGAAAUCCGGCUGCUGUGUGAUCGUUUAG